AUGCCGUUCAAAUCACGUUGGCACCUCGACAUCCCGGAUACGCACCUGGCAUCGCUCCUCUUUACCUCUCCCUCUCAUCCCCUCUCGCAAACGCAUCGGUGUUUCUCUGAAGCAGCUCGUUCGGAGACGCACUACUUCACGACACACGACUUCCGGCUUUGGAGUAAACGGUUUGCUGCUGGGUUACGCAAAUCGGGCCUCCAGACGGGGGACCGGGUCAUACUAUUCUCCGGCAAUGACCUGUUUUUCCCGGUCGUCUUCAUGGGUAUCAUCAUGGCGGGGGGAAUCUUCUCCGGUGCCAAUCCCACGUACGUAGCGAGAGAAUUGGCCUAUCAGCUGCAGGAUAGCGGUGCAACCUACCUCAUUUGCGCUGAGGGGAGUCUCGAUACGGGGAUCGAGGCUGCCCGGCUGGCAGGCAUGUCCCGGGAUCAAGUGUUUGUUUUCAACAACGCGGUUUUUGACGGACAGGGCCAAGGCCAGCAAGGUUGUCGUUAUUGGGGGGAGUUGAUAGCGUCCAUCGACGAGGGAAGUAGAUAUGUCUGGGACGAUCUGUCGACGCCCGAAGCGGCCGGGCGCACGCUGGCACUGAAUUACUCGAGUGGGACCACGGGGAGGCCCAAAGGAGUGGAAAUCACACACAAGAACUAUGUCGCCAACAUGCUGCAGUACAAUUACCUAUUCUACCUGGAUCCGACGUGGAAGGAAAAACAAAAUCGUGCACGAUGGCUCUGCUUCCUACCGAUGUAUCAUGCAAUGGCGCAGAAUAUCUUCAUCGCGGCAGCACUAAGCCGAGAAGUACCGGUGUAUAUCAUGCCCCGGUUUGAUUUCGUCAAGAUGCUCGAGUACACGGAGAAGUUCCGGAUAUCGGAGCUCAUCAUAGUGCCACCGGUGGUGGUCGCCAUUGCCAAACACCCUUUAGUGAGGAGUGGCAAGUAUGAUCUCAGCAGCAUCGAAAAGAUCUCGAGUGGCGCAGCUCCCCUAGGCAGAGAGGUUUGCGAAGAGGUCGAGGCCCUCUGGGAGCCUGGACGCAUCAACAUCAAACAAGGAUGGGGGAUGACAGAGACGACCUGCUCGUUGCUCGGCUGGCACCCGAUGGAGAAAAGCCAUACGGCUUCGGUUGGUGAGCUGAAUGCCAAUUGCGAGGCAAAGAUCAUGGCCGAUGACGGAGUCACCGAGCUGGGACGAAACCAACGCGGAGAGCUUUGGGUUCGAGGGCAAAACGUCAUGAAAGGGUACUGGCGGAAUCCAGAGGCAACCAAGGAGACAAAAACGACCGAUGGUUGGCUGAAGACAGGGGAUAUUGCCUUUGUAAAUGACGAGGGCAAAUUCCAUGUGGUUGACCGCAAGAAGGAGCUGAUCAAAGUGAAAGGCAAUCAGGUUGCCCCCGCCGAGCUCGAAGCUCUCUUGUUGGAACAUCCUGCAGUUGCCGACGCUGCAGUCAUUGGCGUGCCAGUAAAUGAUGAUGAACGUCCUCGUGCAUAUAUAGCACUGAGGCCCGAGCAAAACGCCACUGAAGCAGACAUUGUGGAGUUUAUGAACGGGAAAGUGUCUGUGAUCAAGCGAAUUACCGGCGGAGUCGUCUUUAUUGACGCAAUUCCCAAGAACCCGUCGGGCAAAAUCUUACGGAAACAGCUUCGAGAGCGGGCGAAAGAUGAGAUGGAGAAGAACAAGAUCUCCGCCAAGCUAUAG
This is a messenger RNA of Aspergillus steynii IBT 23096, 1689 nucleotides long. Its product is annotated as acyl--CoA ligase. The transcript is spliced from 4 exons. Lineage: Eukaryota; Fungi; Ascomycota; Eurotiomycetes; Eurotiales; Aspergillaceae. The coding region runs from base 1 to 1689 and encodes 562 amino acids. Gene Ontology annotation, molecular function: CoA-ligase activity. The record is from RefSeq and is a predicted model, not a curated record. Gene Ontology annotation, biological process: secondary metabolic process.